Molecule: messenger RNA, 858 nt
Organism: Mesorhabditis spiculigera
Lineage: Eukaryota; Metazoa; Nematoda; Chromadorea; Rhabditida; Rhabditidae
Source: the annotation of a GenBank genome assembly
AUGCUCGGGCUCAAGUUCCGAAAAUUGGUCUCCUUCAUCAAGGGCGAGAAGCAGAAGCGCAACAAGACCCUCAGCCUACGCGAGAAGAGCAAGCACAAAGCGGAAAAUGGCGUUGAAGCCGAGCUCCCCGAGAAUGUUUGGCAAAAGAUUUUCGAUCACUCUUCCCCGUACGAUGUCGCCCGCUGGCGGGGGGUGAACAAGAAAUUUGACGGGAUGGUCAAGAAGCGCUACGAGACGAUCCUGUACCUCGAUGUGUGGAGAAUGAACCUCAACGAACUACUUCCGGCCCCUUACGAUAAUGAUGGCGAUUUCUUCCGACACCCCACCGCCAACCUGCUGAUGCACGUGGAGGCACACAGCGCAAUCAUCGUCAUCCACCACGAAUGGUCGCUGAAGGACGUCGUCAAGCUAUGGCAAGGACUUCAAGCCUUUCGCACGACCGCCCAGACAAUCAUGUUGGAUGCCUCGGUGUUUGAGUUGACGAUGGCCGGCCUGGCACUUCGCGAUAUCUCAAGAUGGUUCACCUUUAUGUGCUCGCUCACUCGCUCCAAGGAGGAUCGUGUCGUGUUGAAAACCAAGCCUGGCCGAUUUGCCGACGAGCCCUUCUUCCCAAAAGUGAAAGAGCUGACCAUCCGCACGACCUACGCCGAGUUGAAGCAGUUGAGAAGGGUGCCCGAGUACGGUGUGCCAACGUCACACCUCUUCGACGAGAGUGCCCUACAACUUUUGAGACUGAACAUCGCCAACGGGAAGCAGACGACAUCCCACCAGAAUACCCGCUGCACCCCGUUCCUCAUCUACUUCAAGCGCUGGCUGAACACGUCGGGGAUGGGCGAAAAAUACUGCCAGCAGUAUAGC